Messenger RNA from Brugia pahangi, 225 nucleotides. Lineage: Eukaryota; Metazoa; Nematoda; Chromadorea; Rhabditida; Onchocercidae. The record is from the annotation of a GenBank genome assembly.
AUGAUGGAAACACAAAGAGGAGACGAUAGUGAUCCCGAAAAUACAAAAUUUCAAUACUUAUUCGAUAGUUUGCAACAAGAGUUUCAGCAACAAUUAAAACUAGUCAAACUCGUCAAAGGGUCGAAAUUAUCCCCAUGGAAAUAUUUACAAGCCCCACUUUCUUAUGAACCCCACGCAUUACCCACCUUUUCUGGUCGGGAGUGUCGUGAAAGACGAAAUAUUUAA